Messenger RNA from Lipotes vexillifer (Yangtze River dolphin), 2793 nucleotides. NCBI's taxonomy places the organism in Eukaryota, Metazoa, Chordata, Mammalia, Artiodactyla, Lipotidae. The record is from RefSeq and is a predicted model, not a curated record.
AUGCCGCGGCCGGAAGCAGGCCUGGCGCGCGGAUCACCGCAGCGCCGCCGGCUUGGUGACCAGCCCCCAGGAGCGCGCGGCGGGCCUGCUCUGUCCACGGGGCCCGGACACCCGCUGCCCUUUUUACCCAGCAAGGUGCCCCCUGGACAGUUACGUGUGUGGAGCGAGGGGCUGACAGCAUUGCAGCAGGAGCCCUGGCUGCUGGGAGAGGAGGAGGGUGCCUUGCCCUCACGGGGAGAGGUGGCCUCGGCGAUGGGCCGAGUAUGGGUUUCCUGGGGCAGCCGUAACAAAGCCCCACGGACAGACGGACAGGCGGACGGACGGGGCGGCUUAGACGACAGCCCGCUUGUCUCCAUCCCGGAGAUGUUUCUCCCCGAGGAGGACGGGGCCGUCCCUGCCUGGGGGGUUGCAGAUGCCCACGUGUACACCCUAAACCCACGAGGUGCCGGCCCACUGCCCUGGGGUCCCUGGAUCCUCAGCCUGGACAGAACUCCUGAUGUACCCCUGGGCCUGCGUCCACAGCCUGGCCUGCUUGGGACAGCCCCGUGGUCCCCGGACCCUCAGUUUCUGGCACCCCCAUCGCUCAGCAGAUCUGCCAGCCCCCUGGUUGGCCUGGAGUCGAGAACUGCCCAUGUGGGCCGCCUGCUGGGCCUCUGCGCCGGCCAACUGUCCACACGUGGCCAGGAGCUCACAGCCACGGCCGCCGUGGCCCCUCGAGUGGAGACCCUCCGUGGCGUCACCGCACCUGAACAGACGCGCUGGCCCGGCGCCUUCCGGCCAGUGCUGCCCAGGCUGCCUCGGUCUCCCUUGCGGGUGUUUCUGAGAUGUGUGCCCACCAGGCCUUCAGGCAGCGGCGUGGGAAGACCCCCUCUGCCCUCCGUUCUCUCCCGCCUGAGGCCACUGUCCCCCGUCCUCCCGCUGUCCCACCCCGCCUCCUUCCCCGUCCACUCUGCUGUACCCCUGACCUUUGACUCUGGGGCGUCUCCCCCCACCCAGUGCCCCAGCCCUUGGGGUUUCUUGAGCCCUGCCUUUGCCUUCUCCCGCAUGGCCCAGUUCUGUCCGGUGCAUGGCCCCCGCACUUGGCCCAGGUCGCCCCCGCCCCUUGCCCAGCCCCAGGCUCCUCCCAAGCUGCCCCAAAGUAGCCUUGGUCGCCGAGGGCGGGUGCGGCUGUCCUCGUGGCUCCUGGGGAGCCAGCUCCCUGGCAGUGCUGACCGCAGAGCCGAAAUCAGUGUGGCUCUGACGGCCCCUUCCAGCCGUCCCCGGGGUCCUCUCCACAUGCCGCCUCAGAGCUACCUGCUUCACCUGCCCAGGGCCGGGAGGCGGGAGCGCGUGGUGAACAGCGCCUUCGGGAUGGAGAAGGCCCUGUGGCCCGCGGCCACGCCAGGACACUGGGUGGACCCGGGUUCAGGAGCCAAGCAGCCUGGUGGACGCCGGGCACCCCUGACGGCCGACUCUGCAGGGAAGCAGGUUCCCAUGCAGGUGGGCGGCCACAGGAAGGGGCGGCUGGGCCAGAGUGGCCGGGGAGCUGGGCUGCAGGAUAUACCAGGAGGUCCCCCUGGGGUCUCGAGUUUGCAGCGGAUUGGGCUGCCUGGCGGGGAUCCCGAGGAAGGACCUUUCCGGGACGACCCGUGUCCCCUAGGGGUGGCACCGCCGCCCGAGAAGGCCGAGGGCCGAGAGGGCCCAGGACAGCUGUUCGGCACAGACGAUGGAGAGAGGGCAGUGAACCGCGAGGGCCCCCGCGGGCCGGGCAAGCGGCGCCUCAACGUGGACGCGCUCCAGUGUGACGUCUCGGUGGAGGAGGAUGACGGCCAGGAGUGGACGUUCACGCUCUAUGGCUUCGACAACAGUGGCAGGGCCACCAGAGAGGACAUGUCCAGUCUGAUGCACACCAUCUACGAGGUUGUCGAUGCCUCGGUCAACCACUCCUCGGGCAGAAGCAAGACCCUCCGAGUGAAGCUGACCGUCAGCCCUGAGCCCUCCAGCAAGAGGAAGGAAGGCCCCCCCGCCGGCCAGGACCGGGAGCCCACGCGAUGCAGGAUGGAGGGGGAGCUCCCCGAGGACCCCAGGGUGGCCGACAAGAGGCUGUCCACGCACAUCAGGAGGCCCACCGCCGACCCCCAUCCCUGCUCCGAGCGGGGGCCCUACUGCGUGGAUGAGAGCACGGAGCGGAGGAACCACUACCUGGACCUGGCGGGAAUCGAGAACUACGCAUCUAAGUUCGGACCAGGGUCCCCCCCGGCGCAGGCCAGGCAGGAGCCCCCAGCCAGGGCCGCCCACCCGCAGGGCCGGUCCCGCUCCCAGGAGUCGGAUGCACACGCUGUGCACCAUCGCCGCUGCCUGGGGCUGGCCGAGCCCGCUCUGCUGGCCGCUGAGCCCGUGCCGCGGGCCCUGGACCUGCCGGCCCGGCCGAAGGGGCCGGAGAGGCCGUUCCUGAGGUCCCCGCAGGGCUCGGGGCGGCCGCCCGGGGCCCCCAGUGGGGGCAGGCCCGGGAGAGCCUUCAGCUUCCACCCGCCGGCCCCCCAACCUCAGGCCCCGCCCCAGGACGGUCACCAUGUCCCGCAGUCCCUGCCCCCACCCUACGGCCACAGGCGGUGCCGGCAGCGGGGCCGGGAGGGCCACUCGCCGCUCAAGGCCGCACCAGGCCAGCCCGCGGCGCUGGAGCACGAGGCAGCGCGGGAGCUGCCACCCGCGCUGCUGGGCGAGGCCUGCGCGGUGCCGGCGGUCCAGCGCCACGAGCACCACCACCACCACGAGCACCACCACCACCACCACCACCACCACCACCCGGCCUAG